AUGAAACUAAACGAAUACUCAUUUCACAUAUUAGUCACUGCAAUUUUAAUCAUAGGAAGAAUCAACAAAAACGUGAAAGCAAACGAAAAGAACACAGGUGGACAACUAAAAGGACGUGGUAAUUUCCCACCACCAUUGUCUGGUCAAAGAAACAGAACGUUGAAUGGUCUCUCUGGCGACAAUGGUCCACAAAUCCACAUAAUUGUCAAUGCAAGUGGACCGGGUCCACAUCAGUAUCCACGAUUACCACCACCAUUGUCUGGUCAAAGAAACAGAACGUUGAAUGGUCUCUCUGGUGACAAUGGUCCACAAAUCCACAUAAUUGUCAAUGCAAGUGGACCGGGUCCACAUCAGUAUCCACGAUUACCACCACCAUUGUCUGGACGAAGAAACGGAACACUGAGUGGUCUCUCUGGUGACAAUGGUCCACAUCAGUAUCCACGAUUACCACCACCAUUGUCUGGUCAAAGAAACAGAACAUUGAAUGGUCUCUCUGGCGACAAUGGUCCACAAAUCCACAUAAUUGUCAAUGCAAGUGGACCGGGUCCACAUCAGUAUCCACGAUUACCACCACCAUUGUCUGGACGAAGAAACGGAACACUGAGUGGUCUCUCUGGUGACAAUGGUCCACAUCAGUAUCCACGAUUACCACCACCAUUGUCUGGUCAAAGAAACAGAACGUUGAAUGGUCUCUCUGGUGACAAUGGUCCACAAAUCCACAUAAUUGUCAAUGCAAGUGGACCGGGUCCACAUCAGUAUCCACGAUUACCACCACCAUUGUCUGGACGAAGAAACGGAACACUGAGUGGUCUCUCUGGUGACAAUGGUCCACAUCAGUAUCCACGAUUACCACCACCAUUGUCUGGUCAAAGAAACAGAACGUUGAAUGGUCUCUCUGGCGACAAUGGUCCACAAAUCCACAUAAUUGUCAAUGCAAGUGGACCGGGUCCACAUCAGUAUCCACAUUUUCCACCAAAAUUAUCUGGACGAAGAAACGGAACACUGAGUGGUCUCUCUGGUGACAAUGGUCCACAAAUCCACAUAAUUGUCAAUGCAAGUGGACCGGGUCCACAUCAGUAUCCACAUUUUCCACCAAAAUUAUCUGGACGAAGAAACGGAACACUGAGUGGUCUCUCUGGUGACAAUGGUCCACAAAUCCACAUAACUGUCAAUGCAAGUGGAUCGGGUCCACAUCAGUAUCCACAUUUUCCACCAAAAUUAUCUGGACGAAGAAACGGAACACUGAGUGGUCUCUCUGGUGACAAUGGUCCACAAAUCCACAUAACUGUCAAUGCAAGUGGAUCGGGUGCACAUCACCAUUUUUAUGGACAGUACGGUAAUAUUCAUCCUGGAUUAUUCGGACGAAGAUUUGGGUCACUGAGUGGUCUCUCCGGUGAAAGUGAUCAAUGUAUCUACAUAACUGUGAAUGCAGGCGGAUCCAUUUCCCGUCCAUAUUUUCCACCACCAUUAUAUAGACGAGGAUAUGGAUCACCGAAUGGUCCAUCCGGCGACAAUGGUCAUUGUAUCUACAUAACUGUGAAUGAAGGUGGAUCGAGUUCAUAUCCAUAUCAGUACUUUCCAAGACGAUUUUUUGGACGAAGAUAUGGAUCAUCGAGUGGCCUCUCCCGUGGAAAUGGUCCAAGUAUUCACAUAACUGUAAAUGCAAAUGGACUAAAUUCACAACACAAAAAAUAUGGACAGCACGGUAAAGUUCCACCAAUUUUAUCUGGACGAAGAAACGGAACAUUGAGUGGUCUAUCCGGUGACAAUGGUCAACAAAUCCACAUAACUGUAAAUGCAAGUGGACCGAAUUCACGUCACAAAAAAUAUGGACAGCACGGUAAAGUUCCACCAAUUUUAUCUGGACGAAGAAACGGAACAUUGAGUGGUCUAUCCGGUGACAAUGGUCAACAAAUCCACAUAACUGUAAAUGCAAGUGGACCGAAUUCACGUCACAAAAAAUAUGGACAGCACAGUAAAGUUCCACCAAUUUUAUCUGGACGAAGAAACGGAACAUUGAGUGGUCUAUCCGGUGGCAAUGGUCCUUCUAUCUACUUAACAUUCAAUUCAAAUGGAAAGAAUUCAACUGAUCAUGAUCGGGGACAAGGAGUUACUUUACCACCACGAUUAUCAGGACAUAAAUACAUGGGAGUCGUUGGUGAUCAGGAAAAUUAUGUGUUGCCUGAUUCCGUGGAUUUCAAAACAACCAUGUAUUACACAGAUAUUAAGACUUCAUCUUAUCAAAUAAAUAGAACAAAGUUGUAUUAUAGUAAAACAAAACAGAAAAAUCAAUAUAUUUUAACUGAAAGCACACGUGGUAACAGCCUGUCAUCAAACAAGACAAAUAGAUAG
This is a messenger RNA of Schistosoma spindalis, 2352 nucleotides long. Lineage: Eukaryota; Metazoa; Platyhelminthes; Trematoda; Strigeidida; Schistosomatidae. The record is from the annotation of a GenBank genome assembly.